Molecule: messenger RNA, 312 nt
Organism: Alternaria arbusti
Lineage: Eukaryota; Fungi; Ascomycota; Dothideomycetes; Pleosporales; Pleosporaceae
Exons: 2
Coding region: 1-312 (103 amino acids)
Source: RefSeq, a predicted model, not a curated record
AUGCGUCUCGCACAAAUCAACCACCCCGUCUUCGCAGCGGAGUACAACGAAAUCGCAGAUCUCUUCGAUGCCGGCAAGCUUUACCCAGCCAUCAACAAAGCCAAAGAGCUCAUCGACCACCCGAGCAGACCCAUGUACCACAAAACGCUCUCUUGGGUCAUACUAGCCCUUGCUCUGGACCACCUGGACGUCAUCAAGACCUUAUUUGAGGGUUGGUGGACGGAGGUCUCGCGGCGCUGCCAGGAUUACGACAUUCACUACUGGGGCAUGGUGCAACUCAUGACCCAAACGAACUGGGCAGGCGCGACUUAG